CCUGUCAUCGCUCGCAGACGACCUUCUAAAGAUAGUUCAGAAGCAAAAAGGAUUCCAAAAUACAUCGCAGGCCCUCAAAACAGGUUUUGUUUUGCAAGCCGCGGAUGCCAUAAACGCGGCCAAUACGGAAGCAGUGGUGCCGUUAGCCUAGUGUUGUGAAGCUCAAAGACACUGCGCAGCCACACGACCAACGCUGACGCGCGUCCAUUACGUAUAGAGCGAGAAAAGCUGUACACAGUUUGGAGCUCCGAAUUCAUUUAAAAGCCGGACGCGUUUAACAAAAAAUGGAAGCCACCCUCCAAAAGGUCCAGCAAGAGCUCAAAUCCGACGAGUGGGAGCUGCGCGUCGACGGCCUCAAGGCCUUGACAAAGCUCGGCGAGGAGGCGCGGACGCCCGAUCAACGCCAGCAGCUCGCGAAGCUCCUCAAGCAGGAGGGCAUCGGCAAGCUCGUGACGGACCAGCUGCGCAACUUGAGAAGCGUCGUCGCGGCGGCGGCCUGCCGCUGCGCCACGGCGCUGGCCACCGGGCUUGGCAGCGACGGCCGCGGUUUAGCGGAUGAGCACUGGACGGCCACGUUACUGGGCGUGGCGUCCGGCGGCGCGCCGAAGGUCGUGCAGGAGGCCGCGACGCAGGCGUUGAGUGCUAUUGUGGAUGCCGCAGCACCAAUCGGCAACGCCGCGCUCUUCUCUAGAUUGUGCCAGACGGCAGAAACGGCCAAGGCGCCGCCGGCGCGCAAGCACGCCAUGGACCUCGCGGCGCGCGCGUUGGGGAGGUGGCGACCCGAUUCUAAUUGGGCCCAGGCCGCAAGUGUUGUGGAGAAAAGGGCGCGCGACGCCGACGGGAGCGCCAGAGCGGCCGCGCGGGGCCUCUGGCUCGCGCUGCGCCACGCGGGCUUCGCGCGGCAGGCCCAGGACUGCCUCGAUGCGCUGGACGCGUCGGCGCGCAAGGCCUUUCAAAAAGCCGCGGCCUCCGCGCCGCCGCCCGGCCCGCCGCUCACGGAUCUACCGCCACCAGCAGCACCCAAGCCCAAGCCCAAGCCCAAGCCGGUUCAGAAGAAGAAGCCCGUCGCUGUUGAACCGCCGCCGCCGCCGUCGCCCGAACGACCGAGGACGAAGCCCACGCCGGCUCUGAUCGACGCGCUCGCCCAGCAGUGCGCGUCGCCGCACUGGGACGUGAGGAGGGACGCCGUGGCUGCCUUAAGGGAGGCCCAGCGCGACGGCGUAACGGGAGAUGACCGCAAGUCCGCCUGGCGGGCGCUGGUCGUGGCCGUCGGCGACGCGCACCAUAAAGUAGCCUUGGCCGCCUUGGAGGCGUGUUGUGCGGGCUUGGACGCCGGUAGGGAAGAUGUCGAGGGCUUGUUGGCCUCGAUUCCCGAUAGACCGUUCGGCGUCGCGUCAUCAUUAGGUUUACUGGUCACAAGGUGCUGUUCUCGGUUAGCUGACGGAAGAGCACCUUUACGAAGAGCGGCGGGCAACUGCUUGGACGGUGCUCGCCGAGCCUUCGCGCCAGGAGCUUUGUUACACGCGGCGGCGCCGGCGACGAACGCCCUGACACCUCUGAGGGCGCGAGCCGCUUUACAUGAGUUCCUCGCGGCCGUCGCGCGCGUCGACGGCGAGGCGCAGGGGGCGUCCUAUCUCGCCGACGAUACGCACUUACAUACGCUUGUCAGUCGAGUCGCCGCCACUCUAGCAUCAACAAGAUCCGCCUCGACACAACGGGAAACGGCGGCCAAUGAUGGUGCGGCCCCGUGCCACGCCGCGGCCACUCGAUUGUUAGUUGCGUUGUUCCGGGCAGACAGGAAUAGGGUCGCAUCGAGGGUCGCGAAGCUGUCACUCAACGAAAAGCAGGCCUGCGAGCACGCUCUCAGAGAUGCCGCCCCCGAUUUCAAGAGUGCUGUAUCUGCAUCAAGGAAGGAGGAGACCGCGGCGCCCUCCAACAUCGUGAGCGAGGAGACGGAGCGCGCCGCUCGAAGUACAUUAAGUGCGGCGGUGGCAGCCUUAGCGCGGGAAGUGCGGGGCGGCGCCGACGCCCGACGGGACGCGUCGGCCGCGCGCGCGGACAUCGCGCGCAUCGCCCGCAAGGACCUGUUGAGCGCGUGCUGGAGCGACAAGUGCGACGCCGUGGCCCACUUGCUCGUGGAAAGAGCCUGCGGCGGCGCCGCCACGAGCGCGGAGCGCUACCUGACUGUCGACGACUCGGACGAUUCAAAUGAUGGGAGGUUCCACACGCGGCGGGGCGUCGCCAAACAACCGACGACGUCUUUAUCUGAUCUGGCGGCGCGGCACGAGUCGCUCGCGGCGCUGCGGACGCUGGCUAGACGAAGACCGAAGGCCUUCCGCGGCUCGGUCGACUCCUGCGUCCCGCGACUCUUGCAGCUCGCGCGGAGCACGACAGCACCCUUGGAGCUCGCCUGGGCGGCGGAACGCGUCGUCGCGGCGGUCGCCGAUCGCGGCGACGCCGCGCGGUGUCUCGAAUUGCUCUUGCCGGAUGUCUUCGACGCGACGCCCCCCAAAACGGCGGACGCGGCCUUUUUGGAGGCCUUGGACGCCGCCGCGAGCCGCGCGCCUCUAUGUAGAUUGGCGGGGCUCUGCUGCGCGCGGGCGCCGGCGCAGAGCGUGCGGAACGCGCUCCCGACGCUGUUGCCGGCGCUCGGGGCGGCUUGUAGUGCUCCCGGCGCCGACGUCCGCAAGGCCGCCGUCGACGGGUUGGUGGACGUGUAUCGCGCAUUGGGCGACGGCGUCGUGCCGAAGUUCAAGCAGUUUUUGCGGGAGGACCAGGUGCGGCUCGUGGGGACGUACGUGCACCGCGCGGGGCUCUCGGCGGCUUAGUUUUUGAGGGAGUAAGUUUAUCACAGACGAA
This is a messenger RNA of Pelagomonas calceolata, 2859 nucleotides long. Lineage: Eukaryota; Pelagophyceae; Pelagomonadales; Pelagomonadaceae. The record is from the annotation of a GenBank genome assembly.